Gigantopelta aegis is the source of this 1137-nucleotide messenger RNA. RefSeq lists its product as uncharacterized. The coding region runs from base 1 to 1137 and encodes 378 amino acids. The transcript has a single exon. The record is from RefSeq and is a predicted model, not a curated record. NCBI's taxonomy places the organism in Eukaryota, Metazoa, Mollusca, Gastropoda, Neomphalida, Peltospiridae.
AUGCCUCAGCCAAGCUACCACCAUGCAACACAUGGCGGCUAUAGACCAAUUGUUGGGAGGGGAUAUAUUGGUGGAAUGAAAGGCAUUGCAGCCAUUGGGGGGAAGGAAGGCAUUGCACCUGCUAGCGGGAUGGAAGGCAGUGCAACUUUUGGUGGGAUGGUGAAAGGCAGUGCAGCCAUUGGUGGGACGGAAGGCAUUGCACCUGUUAGUGGGAUGGAAAGCAGUGCAACUUUUGGUGGGAUGGUGAAAGGCAGUGCAGCCACUGGUGGGACGGAAAGCAUUGCACCUGCUAGCGGAAUGGAAGGCAGUGCAACUUUUGGUGGGAUGGUGAAAGGCAGUGCAGCCAUUGGUGGGACGGAAGGCAUUGCACCUGCUAGUGGGAUGGAAGGCAGUGCAACUUUUGGUGGCAUCGUGAAAGGCAGUGGAGCCAUUGGUGGGAUGGUGAAAGGCAUCGCACCUGUUGAUAGUAUGCAAGGCAGUGGAGCCAUUGGUGGGGUGGUGAACGGUAUCGCACCUAUUGGUAGGAUGCAAGGCAGUGGAGCCAUUGGUGGGGUGGUGAAAGGCAUCGCACCUAUUGGUAGUAUGCAAGGCAGUGGAGCCAUUGGUGGGGUGGUGAAAGGCAUCGCACCUAUUGGUAGUAUGCAAGGCAGUGGAGUCAUUGGUGGGGUGUUGAAAGGAAUCGCACCUAUUGGUAGUAUGCAAGGCAGUGGAGCCAUUGGUGGGGUGGUGAAAGGCAUCGCACCUAUUGGUAGGAUGCAAGACAGUGGAGCCAUUGGUGGGGUGGUGAACGGCACCUCACCUACUGGUAGUAUGCAAGGCAGUGGAGUCAUUGGAGGGGUGGUGGAAGGAAUAGCACCUAUUGGUAGGAUCGGUGGGAUGCAAGGCAGUGGAGCAAUUGGUGGGGUGGUGAAAGGCAUCGCACCUAUUGGUAGGAUGCAAGGCAGUGGAGCCAUUGGUGGGGUGGUGAUAGGCAUCGCACCUAUUGGUAGGAUGCAAGGCAGUGGAGCCAUUGGUGGGGUGGUGAAAGGCAUCGCACCUAUUGGUAGGAUGCAAGGCAGUGGAGCCAUUGGUGGGGUGGUGAAAGGCAUCGCACCUGUUGGUAGGAUGCAAGGCAGUGGAGCCAUCAGUGGGUGGUGA